AUACCUCAAAUUACUAACAACACCAGCAAUUCAACAUGGAGAUGUGGUUACUCAUCUUCCUCUCCAUCUCUCUCUCUAUAGCUUUGAAAUUCCUUCUCUACAGGAAGAAGAAGCUCCCACCUGGCCCACCUACCAUACCUUUAUUCGGCAACCUCCUAUUUUUGAACAACUCCCUCUUCGAUCUCGAGCCCAUCCUCCGAGACCUCCAUGCCAAGUACGGCCCCAUCGUCACCCUCCAUAUCGGCUCACGGCCUACCAUCUUCAUCGCCGACCACUCUCUUGCCCAUGAAGCACUCAUCCAGAAUGGAUCCAUCUUCUCCGACCGGCCACCUGCAACGAUGCUAGGCCGCAUCACUAGCAGCAACCAACAUAACAUUAGUUCGGCUGUAUACGGCCCUCUAUGGCGCCUCUUUCGCCGUAACCUCAUGUCGGAAAUCCUCCACCCUUCGCGUGUGAAGUCUUACGCACAAGGUCGCGAAUGGGUACUUGAGCUUUUGAUCAAGCGGCUCCGAUACAAAGCUGAUGCAGGCGAGCCUGUCCGUGUACUGGAGAGCUUCCAGUACUCCAUGUUCUGCUUGCUCUUGCUCAUGUGCUUCGGCCAGAGGCUAGACGAGAGCGUUGUGAAAAAAAUUGAAGACAUGCAGCUGCGGUUGAUCACGAACUUAGUUAGGUUCAACAUCUUCACCUUACUUCCGACGCUAGGAAAGAUCUUGUUCCGCAAACGGUGGAACAGGCUGUUAGAGAUGUGUCGCGAGCAAGAAGAACUCCUCAUCCCUCUGAUAAGAGCUCGUCGAGAUCAGAAAGGUGAUGAUCAAGAUGAGAAGAGCUUUGUGUUUUCUUAUGUCGACUCGCUCCUUGCUCUCGAGCUUCCUGAAGAGGGAGGGAGAAAGCUCACUGAAAGUGAAAUGGUGAGCCUUUGCUCGGAGUUUCUAACCGCUGGGACUGACACGACCUCGACGUCGCUGCAAUGGAUACUGGCAAACCUCGUGAAGCACCAGGACAUACAAUCAAAGCUGGCGGAAGAGAUCGAGGCGGUAGUUGGGAAGGAGAGCGAAAUAAGAGAGGAAGAUCUGCAGAAGAUGCCAUAUCUGAAGGCGGUGAUCAUGGAGGGGUUGAGAAGGCACCCGCCAGGCCACUUCGUUCUGCCCCACGCUGUGUCCGAGGAGGUAACGUUGAACGGGUAUGUCAUACCAAAGAACGCAACGAUCAAUUUCACGGUGGCGGAGAUGGGCCUCAAUAAGGAGGUCUGGGAGGAUCCGACGGAAUUCCGGCCGGAGAGGUUCUUGGAUGGAGGUGAGGCCGUAGAUAUAACAGGGAGUAAGAAGAUAAAGAUGAUGCCUUUCGGGGCGGGGAGACGGAUAUGCCCAGCUCAUGGCCUGGCAAUGCUGCAUCUGGAGUAUUUUGUGGCUAAUCUGGUGAGGGAAUUCGAAUGGAAGACAAAGGAUGGUGAAGAUGUUGAUUUAACUGAGGCCCUCGAAUUUACUGUUGUUAUGAAGAAUCCUUUGGAGGCUAAUAUCAUUUCAAGGAGUAAGUAAGGAUAGGUACUUAAUUUUUGCUCGAUCUUGAGAUAUGAGGGCUAGUGAUGUGGGCACUUUUAAAGUUUUCUGAAACAUUUCAUUCUCAUUGAAGAAACAUGAAACAUAGGGGCUAGCGAUGGUAGAAAGAGCAGCACAGCAGAAAACAGGGGGCUCUUGGUGAUCUUCUGAAGGAUUCUCCUCAAGGCAGUAAUACUAUUGAGUUUUUUAUUUUUUAUUUUAUUUUUGUUUAUUUUUAUAUGGGCCCUGGUCCCUUCCUUCGGUGGUUCAUGGUCUUAGCGUUAUAUUAGUAUUGGGUUUUGCAUACUGGUUCGGUUUUUAACAUUUCUCUAACAAAGAUAGAGGCUGAAUUUACUUUGCCUUCCUCCAUCAGUGCUGAUGAUCUCUCUCAUGGAAGUGGGACUGUCUAGAGACAAAGCAACAAGGUUCCUGGCCCCGGCUCUUGCUCGUUUAAGG
Molecule: messenger RNA, 1991 nt
Organism: Magnolia sinica
Lineage: Eukaryota; Viridiplantae; Streptophyta; Magnoliopsida; Magnoliales; Magnoliaceae
Product: cytochrome P450 89A2-like
Exons: 1
Coding region: 36-1535 (499 amino acids)
Cellular component (GO): membrane
Molecular function (GO): heme binding; iron ion binding; oxidoreductase activity, acting on paired donors, with incorporation or reduction of molecular oxygen, NAD(P)H as one donor, and incorporation of one atom of oxygen
Source: RefSeq, a predicted model, not a curated record